CGAUUGGCAAUUGUUCAUUCUCUCAUUCGCCAUCAGUCUACUUCAGUUAUAAUUCUUAAAGAAAAAGAAAUAACCAUGCAGGUCUAUAGCUCAAUAGUCUUGAUUUCAUAUUUAUUGGCCACGAGUGCAGCUUUACAAAAACUCACUGAAUUAUAUAAGUGGUCGUCGUUAGACUACACGUUUUCCAGCGAUCAACACAAAAGUUACGCUCUCGAGCGUGGUGAAUUCGUGCCAGAAAACAACUUACCCGUCGGAAUUGAAGUAUGGAGAAAUAAACUAUUUGUCACUGUACCACGAUGGAAUAACGGAGUUCCUUCCACAUUGAAUUACAUAGCGUUGGAUGUGAGCUCAAAUGAGUCCCCAAAAUUAACCCCAUAUCCAAAUUGGGCUUAUAACAGAGAAGGUAACUGCGAAGGUUUAACCACCACAUACAGAAUCAAAGCAGAUAGCUGCAAUAGACUUUGGGUUUUGGACUCCGGAACCGUUGGAAUUGGUAAUACAACAAAGCAAGUAUGCCCGUACGCCAUUCAUGUAUUCGACUUAACCACGGACAAAGUAUUGAGAAAAUACACUUUAAGACCAGAAGAUACUAAUGACCGUACUUUUAUUGCUAAUAUUGCCAUUGAUAUUGGAUUAAAGGGUUGCGACGAUACGUUUUUAUACGCAUCCGAUGAAUUAGGCUACGGUUUAAUAUCUUACAGUUGGGAAUUAAACACAUCUUGGAGGCACACACACAGCUUUUUGAUGCCUGAUCCUUUAGCUGGAGAUUAUAAUAUUGGAGGUAUUAAUUUCCAAUGGGGAGAAGAAGGUGUAUUUGGUAUCACUGUAUCACCAAUAACCGAAGAUGGCUUCCGAAUGUUAUUCUUCCACCCAUUAGCCAGUAACCAGGAAUUUGCGGUGUCUACGAAAAUCUUACGCGAUCCUAAACUUACAUCUGAAGAAAUAUAUCACGAUUUUAUUGUAUUGAAAUCUAGAGGUCUUGGUGGUCACAUUACCUCUCAUUACAUGCACGACGAUGGAAUUCUAUACUUCAAUUUAAUCGAUCGAAAUGCCGUUGGUUGUUGGAAUUCCAGACUUCCAUAUGAACCCAAGAACUUAGGAAUUAUCGAUUUUGACAAUGAAGCCUUGAUAUUCCCAAGUGAUGUUAAAAUUGAUUCGUUAAAUAACCUUUGGGUAAUUUCUGACAGAAUGCCUGUUCAUUUGCUGUCAAAUCUUGACUUCAAAAAUGAUAUAAACUUCCGUAUUUUCUACGCCACCGCUGAAACAGCUUUAGCUGGUACAAUCUGUGAAAAUCACAUUCCUUAUCAAUCAGAUGAAUACUCGAAUAAAAUCACUUCUAAAGUGUAUGGAUAUUAAUAAUUGAUAUUUUAUUUUAUAAUUCCGUAGUAUUGAUAUGUACCAUUUGUGAAAAUAGUUUUCAAAAUAAUUUAAAUAAAAUAUAAACUCAAAUUAAACACAAUA
Molecule: messenger RNA, 1461 nt
Organism: Sipha flava (yellow sugarcane aphid)
Lineage: Eukaryota; Metazoa; Arthropoda; Insecta; Hemiptera; Aphididae
Product: protein yellow-like
Exons: 5
Coding region: 76-1356 (426 amino acids)
Cellular component (GO): extracellular region
Source: RefSeq, a predicted model, not a curated record